Gavialis gangeticus (Gharial) is the source of this 2349-nucleotide messenger RNA. RefSeq names its product ubiquitin conjugating enzyme E2 A (gene UBE2A). Gene Ontology annotation, cellular component: HULC complex. Bases 512 to 970 code for a protein of 152 amino acids. Lineage: Eukaryota; Metazoa; Chordata; Crocodylia; Gavialidae. The transcript is spliced from 6 exons. Gene Ontology annotation, biological process: protein polyubiquitination; DNA repair; proteasome-mediated ubiquitin-dependent protein catabolic process. Gene Ontology annotation, molecular function: ubiquitin conjugating enzyme activity. The record is from RefSeq and is a predicted model, not a curated record.
AGCCUUGCUCCCGCCCUAAAGACACUGAGCGCCCUUGUCCUGCCCUCACCUGCGGCAGCAGGUGACGAGACCACGCCCCCAGCCCCGCCCCGGGCGGGAACAAUGACAAAAACACGCCCUCUCCGCUGACGUCAGUGGUGCCGUCUCACUUCCUGCUGCCUCUCCUCCGCCGCGGCACUUGGUACAUCCCGGAUUCCUUUAGGCACCGCCUCCCGCUUCGCCGCCGUGGUGGUAGGGUCCGGUCGGGUUCACUCGCAUGCGGUUCCUCCUCUCCGCGGCAGUGGUACAGCCCGGGAUCGCCCGGGAGGAGUUAGGUGCCGCCUCGGCCUCCCCCCCGCGAGCCGGCGCAGUGGUACGACCCAGUAUCGCUCGGCAGCCCCCGCCGCCGCCGCCGCCGCCGCCGCCUCAGUCAGAGCCAGCUGCCGUCGCCGCUGUCGUCGUGGUGUCCCUAGGCGCCCGCUUCCUCGCUCCCGGGGCUAGUGUAUGAGCGAUUCGUCCCCCUGAGCCCGCCAUGUCCACGCCGGCCCGGAGGCGCCUCAUGCGGGACUUCAAGAGGCUGCAGGAGGACCCCCCGGCCGGCGUGAGCGGCGCCCCUUCGGAAAACAACAUCAUGGUGUGGAACGCCGUCAUCUUCGGGCCGGAGGGGACUCCCUUUGAGGAUGGAACUUUCAAGCUUACAAUAGAAUUCACAGAAGAAUAUCCGAAUAAGCCACCUACUGUUAGAUUUGUCUCUAAAAUGUUUCAUCCAAAUGUGUAUGCAGAUGGUAGUAUAUGUUUGGAUAUUCUUCAGAAUCGUUGGAGUCCAACCUAUGAUGUCUCUUCUAUCUUAACAUCCAUACAGUCUCUAUUGGAUGAGCCGAAUCCCAACAGUCCAGCAAACAGCCAGGCAGCUCAACUAUACCAAGAGAAUAAGCGGGAAUAUGAAAAACGGGUUUCUGCAAUAGUAGAACAGAGUUGGCGUGAUUGUUGACCCAGGAUGAUGCAAAUGAACACUCUGAGGAAAAAAGUAUAUGAAGUGUCUGAGUCCUCUUCCUCCUCCCAAGCAUCACUGCAUUUACUUUGAACGCAAAAUAGCUGUUGUGCUGUUGCCACCCUCCCCUGCUGAAGCUUCCUUGGACAUCAGAAAGCACCCACUUUGAAGUCAAAUGUACUGUACUUGGGUUACUUGCAAAAGAAUUACUGAUGCUGAAUUCAUUUUCUGUGGUUCCUCUCCAGUUUUAGGGCAGUAUUGUGCAUUUCUGUAGUGUACACUAAGCUUUUAACUGUAAUUGUGUUUCUACACAGUGAUGCUUAUGUGUAGCUUGAUAAAAGGGAUGUUUAUAUACAUACACUUUUUUUUUUAACUGGUAUUACUAAAGUGCUGAUCUGUCCAGGCUGGUCACUUUACCUCUACUGUUGGUUUAGACCUCACUGCAUUUGUACAUGCUGCAUGAAGAAUGAUCUUCAUGUCCUAGUCUGACUGGUCUAUCAGCUGUUAAACUGGGAAGGAAAUCGUAAGAAAGUUCAAAAGUGGAUUCCAUUUCAACUAAUCGGAUAAUGAAACUGUGGGAUGCUGGCAACUUCUGCACAUAAUGUGCAAGAUAACAUGAAUCACUACAGUUUUGGUACUUUAUUAUGUUGGGUGAUAGGCAGAAUACCCCCCCCCCUCUCUUUUUUUUUGGCUUUUAUUUAAAUAGGGUUUUAAAGGACAUAACGAAAGGGAAUAUUGCUGAAGUAGGUGACUUCUGUGUCCUUUCAGUAAGGCAUUGAAUGGACGUGAUGAUGUUGAGCUGUGGUACUUAAGUUUAAAGGUCUCAUGGAUGAGUUUGCUAGUGAAUGAAAUAUUUUUAAGGGAUAAGAAAGGAGACAUUAAAAAUACUGAAGCUGGGAUUACUCCUGGUAGCAAUAUUUCCUGUUUCAGCCUCCUCCCAGAUAGAACUCUGCCUCUUGGAAAGCUUUGUGUACAGAAGCAUGUGGUGGGUGUUCAAGUGUCUAGGAGGUUCCUGCUCUUCAUAGACUCCUGUGUGGUGUGUGUGUGAGAGAGACUGCUCCAUGCUUCAGUUAAUUUCCCCUCAAUUUUAUGAAAGGCUUUUGGUUCUUUUUCCAGUUUUGAAAAAAAAAACAAACAUUUGUAAGUCUCAACUCACAUUUUUGUAAGGCUCAGUUUGUACCUUUCUGGAUACAGUACAUUAUGCAGCAGUGUGGGAUGAAGCCUACAAGCGUGUUGUCUGCUGUUCCAGUGUCUCGUGUGCACAUUGGUCUGUUAGUUGAGAAGUAUACCUUUGCACAAGUAACCCAUGUAAGAAAACUGUACAUUUUUCAAAACUUGUAAAUAAAAGUAACCUUAAAUGCUUAUUGUAUAAUAGGCAA